GUUCGGUUCCAGUGCGCACAAAUUGCUGCAUGCUCUUCUAUGUUCUAUGCCGCCUCCAUUUGAGUAGCUGUUGAAAAGUACUGCAUUUCAGUUUCCUUCAAGAGCAGUGGGGCCCCAACAUAAGCCCCACGCGCCCACGCUUUGACACCCCUCCAGCCCCCUGCCUGUCAGAGCCUCUCCUCUUAUGAAAGCCCCUACAAAGGUCUAUAGCAGCCCGCAUGUGCCGGUGGCACUUUGACACGGAAAUGGUGCCCCCGUGGUUGACAAGGGCGACAGCAAAGGGUACCCCUGGCAAAGGGCUGUGCGAGGAGGCCGCGGCACCUAGCCAUGCACUGUGCCUUGCAAGGGUUGCUGCGCCGGGGCCGAGCCCAACGCAACCCGUAUGCGGGCGCUUCCGUGUCGUGCGCAUGCAUUUCAACUAGCCAAGUGAAUUGGCACAUGGAGGGCAGGAUAUUGGUGAUGGAACGGCAAUGCAGUUUGUAAGGGCAUUGUGUGUGCGGGGGGGUGGGGGCCUGGGGGGGGUGCUCGAUGUGGGUCCCGAGUUGGUCUCCACUCUCAACUGAUGAUGAGUGGUGGCUGGUAGAGGCGAGGGUCAACUCAUUUGGUCCCAGUUCAUGCAGCACGUUGACCAUACCAUUUUGCCCGCAUACAGCUUUGAUGCUGGUGGAUGUGAACUUCAGGUUGCCAGGUCACUCGCAUACCGCUUCUGUGUCCAACCCAGAGCUGUGACUGGGCAACUGGACUGGAGCAGUCCGGGCAAGCCAAGUGAUUUCAGGCAGGCUGUUUAGCAUUUCAGCACUUCAGCUGCUGUCGAGCCUGUGUGUGCACUGUGGCACGCAUACCCACACUUGGUGAAGCAGUGGAGCUGACAAGGGCUUGUAGUAACUUUCGCCGUG
This is a messenger RNA of Chlamydomonas reinhardtii, 896 nucleotides long. RefSeq lists its product as uncharacterized. The transcript has a single exon. The record is from RefSeq and is a predicted model, not a curated record. Bases 246 to 422 code for a protein of 58 amino acids. NCBI's taxonomy places the organism in Eukaryota, Viridiplantae, Chlorophyta, Chlorophyceae, Chlamydomonadales, Chlamydomonadaceae.